AUGGGCUCGAAGACAUAUGGCCUUUUACGAAGCUUGUCUUCACCAGCAAAACCAUCCCAGAAGACCUUCACAGAAAUCGUAAAAAUUCUUCAAGAGCAUCUGUCGCCAAAACCGCUGGUUAUAGCUGAAAGAUUUCGGUUUCAUAAAAGAAGUCAACUCGAAGAUGAGAGCAUAAGUUCAUUUUUAGCUUCACUAAAGAAAUUGUCAGAAUAUUGCAAGUUUGAGAUGUCAAAUUUAAACGAUUCUUUACGAGACCGUUUUGGUUGUGGAUUGAGCAGUGAACUCAUCCAGAAACGGCUACUCUCCGAGGCAGAUUUAUCUUUGAGCAAAGCCUCUGAGAUUGCCUUAGCAAUGGAAACUGCUGCAAAGGAUUCUCAAGAAUUGCAAGGCAAGCCAGAAUCGACAGAAGUUAAUAAAUUACACCCAGAUAAAAACAAAACCGAACAGGUCACACAGCAAAAAGGUCCAGAGAAACAGAAAACCCCUUGUUACAGAUGUGGAGCUGAAUCACAUAAUUCUCCUGAAUGUCGUUUCAAAAAUGAGAAUUGUCGAAAAUGUGGUAAGAGGGGCCAUAUCCAACGAGUCUGCCGUUCUAGCAGAGCUGAUCCAAAGAUAAAAAGGAAACAGAAUUAUUUCUGUGUAGAAGAUGAUGACAAUUUUGUUGCAUCUGUAGAGAUAAACGAAGUUAAUAAGUUGAACAGCAGCAUCAUUUGGGUGACAACCAAAAUUGAUGGACAUGCUAUGAAAAUGGAACUGGACACUGGAUCAGCAGUAUCUGUAAUACCGUUGCAGAAAUACAAGCAAAUGUUCCGACGUCGAAUACCCUUGGAGAAAACUGAGGUUACUUUAAAAACAUAUUCUGGUGAAACCAUGACACCAGAAGAAAUAAUAAAUGUUCCCAUACAAUUCAAUCAUCAGACCAAGGUCUUACCAUUGUUCGUUGUGAACACCGCAGGACCUGCCUUGUUCGGAAGAGAUUGGCUGCAUGGAUUUGACCUCGACUGAAAAGUAGUCAAGUCAAUAACCAAGAAUUCGAAGAAAGAUACACAGAAGAAACUGAAAAAACUGUUGGACGAAUACGGCGAGGUCUUUCAGCAAGAAAUCGGCAAACUCAAAUCGACAAAAGCAAAACUUCCUUUGAAAGAAGGAUGUCAGCCAAAAUUUUGUAUGGCACGCCCAGUGUCGUAUGCAUUAAAACCAAAGGUCGACGCAGAAUUGAAACGCCUAGAAAGUGAAGGAAUACUCGAGAAGGUGGGAUUCAGUGACUGGGCAACGCCGAUUGUGCCAGUAGUAAAACCAAAUGGAGAAGUAAGAAUCUGUGGAGAUUUUAAGGUUACAGUAAAUCCCCAGAUAGAGACAGAGCAAUAA
This is a messenger RNA of Paramuricea clavata, 1368 nucleotides long. The record is from the annotation of a GenBank genome assembly. NCBI's taxonomy places the organism in Eukaryota, Metazoa, Cnidaria, Anthozoa, Malacalcyonacea, Plexauridae.